AUGCAGGAAACUUUUUUGCAGGACGAAAUUGUAAUUGAUGAUAACGGAAAAAGCAGUAAAAAUACGUUCAACCUGUCCUCUCAUCGACUGGCUGUGGUGAUCCUAUCUCAAAUGCGGACGGGAUCAUCUGUUUUGGGGGAGCUUUUUAAUCAGAACCCUUCUUUCUUCUACAUCUUUGAACCCCUGUGGCUCGUAGAAAAAAGACCAAACGUUCAUUUAAGACUUAACUUAAAUACGAGUUUUACCAAAAUGAUUUGGGCAACUUUAAAUUGUGACUUUAGUGAAUUUAGUAAGUACACAAGAUCAAGAAGUUUGUUUAGUUUCCGAUCCAACCGACACGUAAUGCAAUUUUGUAAGGAAGUCCUUCAACGUCAGCCUGGAGAGUGUGGCUUGGUACUUCAGCCGAAGAUCGUUCCCAAAUUGGCAACAUACUGUAACAGGAUACCCUACUCUGCACUGAAGACUAUACGGCUACUAAAUAUUGACUCCCUAAAACACUAUCUGAAUGACUCUACCAUCCAUCUAAAGAUAAUUCACCUGGUGAGGGAUCCACGAGCCACGUUUGCAUCCAGAAUACACCUUCAUACGCCGCGGCGUGCAAACGGAAGUGAAAUCGAAGAACUCUGCAAUUGGAUCACUCGAAAUACAUUGAACAAGAACGUGAGUUCCCAGUGGCAAGGAAGAUACACACUGGUCCGAUACGAGGACUUCGCCGAUCAUCCUGAAUUGAUAACGAAGAAGCUGUACAGGUUUUUGGGCAUGCCAAUCCAUGGUGAUGUACUUCAAUGGGUGAAGGAAAACACACAUAAAAACAAACGACACGGCCCAUACAGUACUGGCAACCAUGACGCCUACGCAAACGCUAGGAAAUGGAGGUCCCUGCUUAGUUUUCACGAGGUCUCCAGGAUACAGGAAAUCUGCAGCCAAGCAAUGGAAGUGGUUGGAUACAAAAUUGCUGAUUCUUCAGAGACGCUAAGUAACCUUCAGACGUCAUUGGUGGGAAUUAUUCCUCAAGAUGUAAUUGCAAUUCGCUUGUAAAUUGUGAUAUGCAUUUUCUCAAGGCCUAUAGGAUGCAUGGUACAACCAAGGGGUGGGGAAUAAUGAUUCAUUUAUUGAUAAAUUUAAAAAAAGGAUAAAACGAUACUCCAUCCAUGGUAUGCUGAAAUAAAAGUAACACAGGUUAAAAACAUACUAUUAUACCAAAGAUAGAUUUUAAACCGUAAAGUAUUAGAGUGUCAUUGAUGUAUACAAACACAGAAUAGGUCCAGAAGCGAUCUCAGGCUGUGAAAAAAGACGGUCCAACCCACUAGCCUCGCCAAGUCAAGGCGUAUAAUACCAUCUACAAAACUACAGCAACUACACGUAGUUGGAAAACCUCUUCGUGCCGACUCGGCCUGCGUGAACCAGCACUCAGCGACGUUGGCCCGUGGAUGUGCACCGACCUGCCCGCUAGCCGUUUCAACUUUUAUUUCACCUUGAAAAUGUACAGUAUGUAACAGUACCACUCUUCGUCUUUUUCAGUCGCUUUUCAAGAGGUCAAGGGGAGGUAGGUCAGGG
This is a messenger RNA of Branchiostoma belcheri (Belcher's lancelet), 1557 nucleotides long. RefSeq names its product carbohydrate sulfotransferase 1-like. The transcript is spliced from 4 exons. The record is from RefSeq and is a predicted model, not a curated record. NCBI's taxonomy places the organism in Eukaryota, Metazoa, Chordata, Leptocardii, Amphioxiformes, Branchiostomatidae. Gene Ontology annotation, molecular function: N-acetylglucosamine 6-O-sulfotransferase activity. The coding region runs from base 1 to 1038 and encodes 345 amino acids. Gene Ontology annotation, biological process: sulfur compound metabolic process; N-acetylglucosamine metabolic process.